AGGGCAACAGACCCCGGCGAGAGAAGACGAAGAAACUAGCAUGUCGCUGGCGCUGUCUCGCAUGAUGCUCGACAGGUUCUUCCCCGACGCCGCCGGGGGCGCGCGGCCGCCCACGGACUGGAAGGAGACGCGGGACGCGCACGUGUUCAGGAUGGACGUCCCGGGGCUGGCCAGGGAGCAGGUGGCCGUGGAGCUGGUGGACGGCCGCGUCCUCCGCGUCCGCGGCGGCGGUGGCAAGCAGGACGGCGACGGCGCGGCGGCGGGCCACGAGGAAGAGGAGGGGGGCGGCGACGGAGGCGGCGACGCGAGCGUGAGGUGGCACUGCAGGGAGAGGGCCGGCGCGCGCGCGUUCGAGACGCAGUUCCGGGUUCCGGACGACGCGGCCGCGGACGAGGCGCGCGCGGCCAUGGCGGACGGGGUGCUCACGGUGACCGUGCCCAAGCGGAAGGGCGGCAGCGGCAAGAAGCGGCGCCACGGCGGCAGCGGGCCCGUGUGCUGCAAGUUCUGGCCAUGAGCGUGUAACAGUGUAAUGGUAUUUGUUCUCGGUCUCCGCAAGGCUUGCAUGGCUUUGUGCAAUUGUGUGUGCGUGCGUCCGCGUCAAAAACCUGCAGCUUGUACAUAGCUCCUCUUCUUUGCAUCGAAGACUGACUGUAUCCGACCGUGCGUGCAAUUGGCAGAUCUCUCGUC
This is a messenger RNA of Zea mays, 687 nucleotides long. Its product is annotated as 17.4 kDa class I heat shock protein 3. The record is from RefSeq and is marked validated. Bases 41 to 514 code for a protein of 157 amino acids. NCBI's taxonomy places the organism in Eukaryota, Viridiplantae, Streptophyta, Magnoliopsida, Poales, Poaceae. The transcript has a single exon.